Messenger RNA from Clonostachys solani, 327 nucleotides. The record is from the annotation of a GenBank genome assembly. Lineage: Eukaryota; Fungi; Ascomycota; Sordariomycetes; Hypocreales; Bionectriaceae.
AUGCAACGUAGAGGACGAUCCACUGAUGAGCAGAGAAUUAAUCCACCAAAAGACGCUCCUAUUAAGGAGUCCUGCGAUGGCCUCUGGUGGAUAAAGAGAGUAGGGCGCUUUAAGAAUGCUGCGCUUUUCUAUCAUCUCCACUCCGAGGAAUGCGAGCUUCAGAACGACCCCAACGGUGAAAACAGCAGCAACGGACACAUUGCCGUCUCUCAACCAAAGCGUGCGGCAUUGAGCGACGUCAAGAAGAAUGGAAAAGGCCAAGUAGAGGUUGAGAAGAUUCGAAGGCCGGACAGAUCUGCUGUGCUCAAAGAAGGACAAGACCGAUAG